GCGUGCCAGUCUGAACGGCACACUAUGUAUGUGAACUUCUCUUGUGUGUCUGUCCACGACUCAGCUAGCUCUGAGUAUUCUUCAAUUGUCAGGCAAGGCUUCGUUGUUACGUGGACUAAGCACUCAAAGUACAUGUACAUGUAUACAUGUACCAGUGUUUUGACCACAGCAGUUCGACUGAAUAUUUCCUCGCUGAAAAGGUGCUUAUGGCUUGUGACCCUGACACUGCGAUUUAGUGGGCAAGGCCUAGGGACCUGCUUCUGCGGGAAGACUAGUAGGACGGUAUUUGUCCUUGUUCGCCACGAUGUCUUUAAGCUACAUCGAGCGAGUUCUCAUCAUCGACUUGAUUUCCUUGGCCUGUUUUUUAGUCACUGCAUUGGCGAUAACCUUUUUGCUGAAGAUGUUCGGUUAAGACGAUUGUUGCCUCUAAUUGGUUAAAAGGCGUGACCCAGGCGAAGAGACUGUGUCGCCUGGACAGGAAUUAUCGAGUGAAAUCGACGAGACUCGUAUGAUAAACAUCGGGACAGAUAAAAACUACCAAUCAGUCAACAGAGGGCGUUUAAAUCAGAACCGAGAGGGACAGAGGGAGAGGCAGCGUUAUCAAGGAAAUGGCACAAAAUGAGCCGAUAUUUCUGUAAUUGUAAAUUCCAAAACUGAAACGAGUUGUUUGUCGUUGGAAACAGGAUGAAGAUGACACACGAGGAUUUCUACACACAGUGUCAGCAGUUCUGUAACAAAUAGCGACUCUUGUAGAAUCAUUUCUUAUGAUCUGGCUUCAGCAAUUUGGACCUGAUUCCUGCUUGAAGUUUUACUUUUCGACCAGGUGUCACUUCAGCACCGCACACAGCGGUUGAAUGUUCACCUGUAGUGUCCAGCACCGCACACAGCAGGUGAAUGUUCACCUGUAGGCUGUAGUGGUCUUUUUCCCUUCAAAAAUCCAUAAACUACGGGCAGCGUUUACCGUGGACAUGAACAGAAAGAUGUGUCCUUCCAAAUCGAAGUACAUUGUACAAUGAAAGGGCGGGGUCACUGACGCCCCCUCUCAGAACGCCUAUUUUCCUUGAGAUUUUUGUAUAUUUACUCGAUCCGCUUCUUGAGCAAUGACCAUAUAUUAUCGUCGCCUGUGGAUCAGUGGUCGGUUUUGAAACUUUAACCAUUGUUUGAAAAUUAUUUUAGCCAAGGUGACCGAAUUUUUAUUUUUUAAUCUUUGUAUUUGAGUAGAGCAAUUAUGAAAAUGGUCAGUGAUACAAGUAGGGAUGAAGAAUCAGAGAGCAAACUGCAGAUAUGACAAAAAUGCAUUCUUGCAUAUUCGUCAAAUCUGCAGUUUGCUUGUGAUGCAGUUUGCUAGUGAUGAACUGAAUUUCAUUUUCUAUCUAUUUGUACCUCAGAUAACUCAGCCCACAUUUCAUGCAGGUCACACUUUGCUAGAUCAUCUCCGGGGAUUUGGAACCAGUCUAUUUACUUCCUGUCGUUGUAUAUUGUUGGACCAAAAAUGUAACAAAAAUCUAAUGAUCAUUUUACACAAUUUUGCCAAAAAUCAAUGAGAUUAUUCAAAGGUUCACAAAACUAUAUAUGGAAACAAUUUGAGGUGUCUGAAAAUUGAAACAGACCACCAUAUUGUUUUUGAGCAAGUUAUCCUCUGUCAAUAUGCCAUAUUAAUCUUGUCAAGUUAAUACCACGAUAAUGAUUUGAGGAACCAUUUAGCAGAGGAAACCCCAUGUACGACGGCUGUUUUCAGUAUUGUCUUAAAUCUUGAUGUCAGAGACAAAACGUUUGUGAAUUAGAGUUUAGCAUCAACAACAUAAUAGGCAAACGUCCGGUAGAAAUAAUUAUACAAGUAUUGUCUUAGAUACAUUGCCAACUAAAAUGCUGUUAUAAAAUGGUUUCAAACAUAACAAAACACGGAACAGCCGUCGACGCUAGAAUUUUGGUUAGAGGUCGAGAUCGUUGAAGCAUUACUUCUCUGAAAAGUCUUCUAUAGCAACGCGCGUUAACACGUCGCUAUGUGACGCUGUGGCCGUAUGCUAAUGCUGUUUAAUAAUGGACGGCAUUGAAAAUUACUAGGCCUAAUGCAGCUCAAAUUGUGCGUGCUAUCAUCAUAUUCUGCAUUUUUGUGCUAAGAUGAUUUCCGUGGAGACACCUGGAUCUUUCUGGAGAAGAAAUCUGUCAAAAGAGUGACCGUAUCGGGGUUGACUUUCGGCUCGUCAGACGUGUAGAGAGGAAAAUUGUCUCUCGUUAUUGAUGACUUUACCUGGCAUGAAAGCGACAGGUGUGCCGUCGAACACAAUGCCAGUGCAGCCGGUCUUUGUUCAACUCAAAAUGGCGCUGCAUUGUGUACAGGUAUUCACACGAUUUUAACGUUUCUGCCAGCCACAGGACAGCAUCGCGUUUCAUGUAAAACGAUAAGGGCGAGCACUUUAUUGAGCUAAUAAGAGAUCUGAUUUCUUCAAUUGCUGAAUAUCUGUGCAUCUUGUGACUUAAGAUGGGAACAGCACAGUUUAAUGCGAUGAGGAGAAAGUGUUUUCGGUUGGUUAUUUUUCUGAUGGUUAAAGUAUUGGUUCGAAAUGUUGCGGGCCAGGAGCAACACUUCGUUAAUGAACCUCGAAACACAUACAUUCUACCCGGGGAGAGCGCAACGCUGUACUGCCGCGUGGCUAACAAGACCGGGAUCCUCUUUUGGGAGAAGGACUCCACCAUCCUCUUCAAGGAAAAUGGCCCUGAGGCCGGGCUCUCCGGGCCGUCGACUUCCUGGGCUGUUUUUGGCGAUGCUUCCCAGGGAGAAUACAACCUCCAGCUGUUAGGGGUCAGUAAAAGCGACCAGGGGUCGUAUGUGUGUAUGGUCACCUCCUCCUCAGGUCCCAAGGCGGCGAACCUGACCUCCUCGGAAGCGCUCCUGACCGUCCUGGACCUGCCCACCGACGGGGCUCCCUUGUGCGUGUUAAGCAUUCGGGAUGCACUCACCGAAGACGACGUGGUGGACCUGACGUGUGCCUACCACAGCAACCCCUCCACCGAAACCACGCUGACGUGGGAGAGGCUCAACACGCCCGCCGAUCUCUCCAAUUCUCGGCAGGUAUUGCGAGAUGACGGCUACCUCAUCAAGAGACACACUGUCACACUGAGCGCGCAGGACGACGCCGAUUCCUACCAGUGCAUAGCAUCGUCACCAGGUAAGGAGUCCUCGUCCUGCACCACGGGCUUUCUGAGCAUAAGGCACCGUCCCAUCAUCACCAUCUCCCCCUUGUUUCUCCCGGCCAAGGCGGGCGAUGAUGUUCGCUUCACUUGCAGCCUGACUACAGCGAACCCGCCCACCGUCACUUUUCAGUGGUACUACAGCGGUGCCGCUGUCACCACCUCCUCCACUGGGAUUGACCUCAUCCAGACACCGGGAGGAGAUUCUCAGAUCCUUGUCAACAACUUGGUGGACCAAUUGGGCGGUAUUCCCGUCGUUUGUGAGGCUACAAACGAGGUGGGUUCAACGACAGUUGAAGCUAUGAUAAGCUUUGAAGAAACCCAAAUAGCCACCAUAUCCAGAGAAGAACUCAUCCUCUGGUUGGUGCCCAUGUCAGUGAUGGUAGCGAUCGUGGUUCUGUUGAUCUUCCUUGCCAUAGCGGUGCUGGACUGCCGUCCGUUUUGCCACACCUUCUGCAACAAAAGCCGCCGACCACUCUCUCCCGAUCGCAGUAUGAACAGCACCUGGUCGGCGGCCGAGAACUUCGGCAUGUCGCCAUCACCGAUGGUACGCAGACUGAGCGACGCAGAUUCCACAGACUUUUACGUGACUCGGGCAAUCAGGACAUCGCGCCCGGAUGAUGAUACUCGAGAUAAUAACACCUCGCAUGAGAGCCGAGCACGCUUCGAUCGCAACGCUAACCAUCGUCCGCAGAGAACGCCGUCGCCCAACUAUCGUAACUGUUCUCCCGACGACGGUACCUCUCCACGGAAUACGCAUAUCCCAUCGCAAAACUAUUACCACUCCACCCCAAUUGGUAGACCGCUCAUCAUAAGUGAUGAGUCCAGACGUUCAGGUACCAGGCAUCAUUACGAGCAGCGUCGACCGAGGAAUGAAAGAACGAGGGACCACUAUCGACGCAGCGGCCAGCCAUCCAACAGCGGUAGUCAGCCGGCCGACUCAGAAAUCAGAAGCGCAACACGGAACUCCGCCCUGUCCGAUUCCGGACUGGACUUCAACGCGUCGUGCUCGAUAGACUCCCGGAGUCCCACCCCCCGAGACGACCUUGUCGUGUACGCUCAGAUUAUGCAGAACCGUACUGGCCACAUCGAGUCCGGUCGCAACCAGAGCUCUGCGUCUCGGACGGAGAAUACGUCCUUGGAAUUACCGCCUGGGACCCCGCUACCAUCGAGUUCAACGUCCCACCAGCGUUCAACACUCGACGUACCCACUGAGGGAAUGCAUCGAGCUCAUUCAGUAGAACUCCCCAUGUCGUGAGAACCAUAUAUGUACAUGUACUUGUACUGAGAUUUACUCCUUUGAAAGGAAAGGAUGGGUGUUUAUAACUAAACAUGUUAACAACACGUGUCUGACAGCGUGUCUUUCGCGAACAUCGAUUUGGGUACUUACAUUCUUUCUCACAAUCAGACUACUGCAGUCACAAGGUUUCACAGUCGAAUUGAACUGGCAUCUUUUUAUAAAAUAUUCAAUUGAUCUCGUUUGGAAAAAAGACCGGUACAGUAUUUUUGAGGGAAGAGAACAAAAACAAACAAACAAACAAACAAAAACCCAAAGGCGAUUUUGAUAUUUUGAUGGGCGAAAUAUGAUAUUUUGGGGCUUCGCUAAACCACCAUGUUGGAAAUGUGACACGAAAAGAAAAGGCAUGUAUGUUUAUGAAAGCUAAGCUGUAAGAUGCUUCACUGGAAUACUUAAUUCAGUACCGUGCAAAAGUAAAUUUCAUAAAAUGAUAAGGUCGGUGAGAGUUCUGUUUCCUAACUCGACUGAAGGCAUCGCACCCUAAAAUUUACAUACCUGAGUCUUCAAAUAAUGAAGUUAGCGCAUCACUUCGAAGAAGGAGUUGGGGUAGUUAUAAUCGACAAUGUAAUUCAAAACGCGUGUGUGGGUAUGCAGUAGAAUUGGACGAUAUAGUCAAUUUUUUACAGACAGUUAUACAUGUACGGGAAAAUAAGCUUGUUUAUUGUGGUACUCUUUUCAUGCAAGUUUGCAUUGUCAAUUUUUGGUAUGGUAGUCUAGAGUGACCCGUUUCUUUGAGUUUGUAAUCAUUUGGUCGGUUUUCUUUGCGAAACUUUCACUACAUUGUACAGUUGAUGUAAGUUAUAAAUAUUGCUCUAAUGGUGAGGUUUAUUUGAAACUGAAAUUGCUAUAACAAACGAAUGCUGCGUUUUUAAUCAAAGUGAUGGCAAUAGUAUUUUGCUUGCAUAAUUUGUCAGUUCUUUUGUAGAGUUUUCGAAUUCACAAUAAAUGUACAUUGAACGUAGAGUUUCAAACUAAUGCACAAGUAAAAUGUAAAUGGAAUAUUUUCAGUCUUAUUACAGAUUUGACGAUAUAAUUUUGCAAUUCUGCGUCAUUCUAUAAAUUUGGGGUCCAAAGUGUGACAUUUUUCGGUCCCUGUUCCCUCCGACAUGUAUACCCUCUGAUAUGUUUGAUAAGAAAUGUAUCACUGAAAUUGAUGUCAAACUAUUUUUAUUUGUCUGGCAGGUUAGUUGCAAUACUUAUUCAAUCUUGGAAAACAAUGAGUUCUAAACAUUAAAAAUCAUAUGCCAGACGUAACAAGGACGGGAAAGAAAUUGGACCCCAAAUUUAUAGAAUGACCCAAUUUCGAUCAAAUUUAAAACCAUGAAAAAUCACGCGAUUGUUUUUGUGUCUGCUACUGCUCAAAUUAUGUAAUACUAAUAAAAAUUACAACGUAGUUAUAAAAAACACCCCAUCCCCUUUAAUAUUGGUACACUGCAAUUCGAUUUCUAUUUGCUCUGCUUUUCGAGAAGAUUAUGUGUCAUUGAAAAUAAACAUUUUUGAUAAUUGG
This is a messenger RNA of Acanthaster planci (crown-of-thorns starfish), 5996 nucleotides long. RefSeq lists its product as uncharacterized. Lineage: Eukaryota; Metazoa; Echinodermata; Asteroidea; Valvatida; Acanthasteridae. The record is from RefSeq and is a predicted model, not a curated record.